This is a messenger RNA of Capra hircus (goat), 1275 nucleotides long. Its product is annotated as epidermal retinol dehydrogenase 2. NCBI's taxonomy places the organism in Eukaryota, Metazoa, Chordata, Mammalia, Artiodactyla, Bovidae. Bases 119 to 1048 code for a protein of 309 amino acids. Gene Ontology annotation, cellular component: lipid droplet. The record is from RefSeq and is a predicted model, not a curated record. Gene Ontology annotation, biological process: retinal metabolic process; retinol metabolic process. Gene Ontology annotation, molecular function: all-trans-retinol dehydrogenase (NAD+) activity. The transcript is spliced from 7 exons.
UCUCCAGGCGGCGCCAGGGAUAAACCCCGAACCUCACCCGGCUGAAGCCAGAGACUUGGUGCCGGCGGCUGAACAGGCUGGCUUCUCUGCUGCAGCUGUCCCGGGUGUCAGCCAGAACAUGGCCCUCAAGCUGAAGUCAGCCAAGAAAUUGUUCAUUUUCUUAGGAAAAUCAGCGUUGGCUCUUGUGGAGGCUGUAGUUUUUGCUAUAAUCCCAAAGCCACGGAAGAAUGUUGCUGGUGAAAUCGUACUUAUAACAGGCGCUGGAAGUGGACUCGGAAGGCUCCUAGCCCUCAAAUUUGCCCAGCUUGGGUCGGUGCUUGUGCUCUGGGAUAUCAAUCAGGAGAGUAAUGAGAAGACCCACAAGAUGGCUGGGGAAGCUGGAGCCAAGGGGGUCUAUGCCUAUACCUGUGACUGCAGCCAGAAGGAGGAGGUGUACAGAGUGGCCAACCAGGUGAAGAAAGAAGUUGGUGAUGUUUCCAUCCUGAUCAACAAUGCCGGAAUCGUAACAGGCAGAAAGUUCAUGGACUGCCCAGAUGAGCUUAUAGAAAAGUCUCUUGAUGUGAAUUUCAAAGCACAUAUAUGGACUUACAAAGCCUUUCUACCUGCUAUGAUUGCUAAUGACCAUGGACAUUUGGUGUGCAUUUCAAGUUCAGCUGGAUUAAUUGGAAUAAAUGGACUGGCAGAUUACUGUGCAAGUAAAUUUGCAGCCAAUGGAUUUGCUGAAUCAGUAUUUUUAGAAUCACUUGUCAAGGGACAGAACGGGAUCAAAACCACUAUCGUGUGUCCAUUUUUUAUAAAAACCGGAAUGUUUGACGGAUGUGCUACUGGCUGUCCUUCUCUCUUACCAAUUCUGGAGCCAGAAUAUGCAGUCAGGAAGAUAGUAGAUGCUAUCCUGCAAGAAAACAUGUACCUGUAUAUGCCCAAGUUUAUAUACUUCAUGGUGAUUUUAAAAAGCGUCUUGCCCUUCAAGCUGGGGCUGCUUUUGGGUGAGUACUUGGGGGCCUUUAAUGUAAUGGAUGGCUUCACUGGCACCAGGAAGAAAAACUGAAGACCAAUUCUGUGGCUGACAUCCCCAGAUACCCACAGUUACACAACAUCUGUUUCAAUGAAGAAGUGUCUUUUUGACAGAAUGUACCUGGAGACCGCAAGCACCAGUCUGCUGUCUGGACUAGUAUUUGCAACCAGUGCCUCUGAAAAUAAUGUUGCGCUCUGUUUUUCUGUUGAGUUUUUUAAAUUAAAAAAUAAAAAAAGUCCAUGUUUGGUGUUUGCUUGCAA